AUGGAUUCCCUCUCACUGUGUUUCCUGGUCACAGAUGUAAAUGAGUGUGAGACACUACAGGGUGUGUGUGGCUCUGCACUGUGUGAAAAUGUUGAAGGCUCCUUCCUGUGUGUCUGCCCCACCAGCCCUGAGGAGUUCGAUCCCAUGACUGGACGCUGUGUUCCCCCACGGACUCCUGCAGGCACGUUCCCAGGCUCGCAGCCCCAAGCACCUGCCAGCCCUGGUCUUCCAGCCAGGCCUCCAGCCCCUCCCCCACCUCGAAGACCCAGCCCUCCCAGGCAGGGACCCGUGAGCAGCGGGCGUCGUGAGUGUUACUUUGACACAGCAGCUCCAGAUGCGUGUGACAAUAUCUUGGCCCGAAACGUGACGUGGCAGGAGUGCUGUUGUACUGUGGGAGAAGGCUGGGGCAGCGGCUGUCGCAUCCAGCAGUGCCCGGGCACUGAGACAGCUGAAUACCAAUCAUUGUGUCCUCACGGCCGGGGCUACCUGGUGCCCAGUGGAGACCUGAGUGCCCGGAGAGGUAAGGCCAGACUUCAACCCCACUCACCCUCAGCCCCUAGGCCUCAUUCUGCCUGUUUCUUCCUGCUUGCUUGCUUGCUGCUUUAUUUUUUGAAGAGUGUAUCUCACCAGACCAGCCUCGAACUUGUGAGCCACUCAAUUUCUUGCUCUUAUC
Grammomys surdaster is the source of this 673-nucleotide messenger RNA. RefSeq names its product latent-transforming growth factor beta-binding protein 4-like. Gene Ontology annotation, molecular function: calcium ion binding. Lineage: Eukaryota; Metazoa; Chordata; Mammalia; Rodentia; Muridae. The transcript is spliced from 3 exons. The annotation marks the transcript as partial. The record is from RefSeq and is a predicted model, not a curated record.